Molecule: messenger RNA, 784 nt
Organism: Zingiber officinale
Lineage: Eukaryota; Viridiplantae; Streptophyta; Magnoliopsida; Zingiberales; Zingiberaceae
Product: mediator of RNA polymerase II transcription subunit 12-like
Exons: 1
Coding region: 54-479 (141 amino acids)
Source: RefSeq, a predicted model, not a curated record
AUUCCUGAUAAUACAUACUCCGACUGUUGUAGAAUGAGCUAGAUCGUUUGGAGAUGCCAGCAGCAAUUCGACGACGUAUUCAAUCAGCCAUGCCAAUACUAGCACCAUCUCUUCCUUUGUCGAUUCCUUGCCAUCUUCCAAUUUUGUCUCCAGCUGCAGUCACAUCCCUUAGUCCCAGCACGCCAAAUUCUGGUCUUUACCAAAGAGGCAUUCUAGCUCGCAUAUCUAAUAAUUUCUCUAGCAGAAACAAGAAUUCAGCCUUGCAAGAAAUGGAAAUGGAUAUUGAUCCCUGGACCUUACUUGAAGAUGGCACAAGUUGUGCUUCAGUCUUGAUUGGUAGCAGCAAUACUUACACAGGUAAUGCUAGUGGAGAUCAUAGCAAUCUCAAGGCCUGCAGCUGGCUCAAAGGUUCUGUAAGGGUACAGAGAACAGACCUUACUUAUAUCGGGGCCCUUGAUGAGGAUAUUCAGCUGAGCUGACCAUGAAUAGGCCACUUUUCAUUUGAUUUGACUGAAAAAAUAGGGUGGUGGUAUAAUUAAGGAUUUGUGGUUUAGAUACAGUGAUUGUGGGGACAACAUUUUACAUUUAAAACAUCCACCCAGAUAGAUUAGCUUCCACCCUGAUUUUGCUGCUUAAGCUUGACUUGUACAUAAGUGUUCAAGUAAAAUGCCCGCCUCCGGAAUGGAACCCCAAUCCAUUUGAAUCAUUCAUUCCGUUGCCAUUCUGUUUUGUAAUGUGACAUUGUGACGUUGUAACAUUAGAAAACAAGAUUUGGGAAUUAUCA